AGAAAGCGGUAAAUUUUUUUGUGUCGCAUUUCGAUCCCAAGUAUAUUUCUUGCCUUUGCGAAGAAUAGACGUUUAAAAAAGUGAUUAGCGAAAAAGACAUAAUUUAUAUCCUUUUAUUUAUAGCACUAUUCUUUUUAUUUCAAAAAUCAGGCGCUGAUCGAUAUAGAUCUUUUCGAAUUCCAGAUUUCAUUGUUCACCUUCACUCGUGUCUUUACGUUGGAAUUGUACACAUAUUUAGGUGAAGUUAUUAUUACCCACGCGAUUCAAUAACCAUAAUGACAGAUACCUCUGCAGUUAAAAUGGAGUUUAGUGGAGUUAAACGCAUGAUCAAGGAUUUUACUGCUGGUGCAAUGGGAGGAACCGCAUGCGUUCUUGUUGGUCAACCAUUCGAUACUAUCAAAGUCAAAAUGCAGACUUUUCCUCAUUUAUUCAAGAACGCUUUGGAUUGUGGAGUUAAGACAUUCAAGCAAGAACAUUUUAAAGGUCUUUACGCAGGAACAGUGCCUUCGUUAGCAGCGAAUAUAGCCGAGAACUCUUUCCUCUUUCUCUUUUAUGGUCAGUGUGUGAUGGCUAUUCGAAAACUAACGGGUGCUAAGACUGAGAAAGAUUUGACUGUUUUUCAUAGAGCAUGUGCUGGUAGCGGAGCCGCGUUUUUUAUGUCGUUUGCUCUUUGUCCCACUGAACUGGUCAAGUGUCGCCUUCAGGGUCAACACCAAAUGAAUAUGAUGGCGGGGAAAACCGGUCCAAAAAGUGGCGUUAUCCAAGUGACAAUGCAGAUUGUUAAGCAAGAUGGCUUUCUUGGUUUGUUCCGUGGUAUGACAAGUACCUGGGCUAGAGAAGUCCCUGGUUAUUUCUUCUUUUUUGGUGGUUAUGAAUUUAGUCGCUAUAUGAUGACCCCUGUUGGUGGCGAUGUUAAUGAUAUGGUAACCAACCCAUUCAAAAUGAUUCUCGCUGGAGGAUUUGCAGGAGUAUGUUUGUGGACUGCUGUAUUUCCUGCCGACGUUGUUAAAUCUAGAAUUCAGAUCUUAAGUUCAGGCAAAGAAAAGGCACCUGGCUUUGUGGAAACUUUACGGUAUAUAUAUAGGACUGAAGGUAUUAGAGCACUGUACAAAGGCUUGGGACCAACCAUUAUAAGAUGUUUCCCUGCAAAUGGUGCAUUAUUUAUGGCAUAUGAAGGAACACAGAAACUACUGGCAUUUAAAAAAGAUGAAGAGGAUUGAUUCCAUCUCCGUUUGUAAUCAAGAAUUAUUGUUUAACUUCUUGAUUAUAAAUUUAACUUUAAUUUACUGAUAUAAUUCAAAGUUUUCAAUAAGCACUGAUGACACAUAUGGGAAGUUUGCAAGAAAGGAUCAUGUAUGAAACAAACCAAAACUUUUUGGUAUAAUUUUUAUACAAUUUUAAUCCUCAAAUGAAUAUGAUAUUUAAUCAUCAUUAGAUUUUAUAGGUACUAAAUGUAUAGUGUAAAUAAUAAUUUAAAUCCUAAAAGAUUUAACUUAUGCAAAACAAAAAGUCUGCAUGUUUUAAGUAAAGCGGAUAUAUGACCUUGAAAUUCAUGUCAAAAUAUUAUUAUGAUAUGUAUAGGUUGUAGUAACUUUUGUGUGAAUAUGGCAGGCUCUAUAAUAAUGCAAUGGUUAGAGUGCCUAAUUGAAUCUUGUUCUAUUUCAUAGAUAGUUUAGGCUUGAUGCUAUAGCAGUAGCUACAUAUUUAUAAACAAUAUUUAAGUGGAGUAAAAUUUAUAACUGCUAAAUAUGCUAGAUUUUUUAAACUUUUUAAUUGUUUCUCAGGUUUUUGAAAACUACUUUAGUAG
This is a messenger RNA of Actinia tenebrosa (Australian red waratah sea anemone), 1807 nucleotides long. Its product is annotated as mitochondrial ornithine transporter 1. The record is from RefSeq and is a predicted model, not a curated record. Lineage: Eukaryota; Metazoa; Cnidaria; Anthozoa; Actiniaria; Actiniidae. Gene Ontology annotation, biological process: mitochondrial L-ornithine transmembrane transport. Gene Ontology annotation, cellular component: mitochondrion. Gene Ontology annotation, molecular function: L-ornithine transmembrane transporter activity.